AUGCCCGCCAAAUUUGUGGCUCACGUGUGUAAGAUAUUUUGCUUCACCGCCAUACUUGCAAUGGCUGUGCAACCUUGUCAACAGUUUUCACUUGGUAAUGACAAUUGAAGAAUGUUUCACCUUAAUUUGACGAUUGUACAUGACAGAUAUUUUUGUCUGUAAAUUUGCAGAUGGAACGGCAGAGCAGGGCUUUCUGGCCUUCUAUCGCUCAUUGCCCGAGGUAUGUUCUUGUUUAGGCCUUCUGCGGUGAUUUACGACAUGGUAUAUCAUUCACUCCUAGUUCAUGUAAUUGUAUACCAUCUUUUUCCCUUUUAGAAACCUGAAACAACUUUCCGUGUGUUCGAUCGCUCGGUAAGUGUUCGCUCGUUCACAAUGUUGAUCUGUGGGGUUCUCUUUUGUAUACACAAUUGUACUACCAGAUGUUGAUGAAUAGUGGGCAGACUAUUACAUCACUAAAUCAACAAUCAGAGUUGUGCACACAAAACAAUGAAGGGAAGUUGUACCUGCUGGCGUGCGCGGUAGGGUGUGGGGAGGAGGGUGGGGGGGGGAAUCAGAGCAUGGUGGUUGGAGGAGGGGGGAGGGUGGGUCAUUUACCCCUAUUACUUGGUUUACUUAAGUCCUCCUACACACUUUAUUUAUAUGCAUUAAUCAAAUUUUCUAAAGAAGAACUGGGCUUCUUAAUUUGUUUUUGUUUUUGUUUAUUUUUUUUAUCCCCUGUGCAAUUAUAUAUGUUUUCUACGGAAAAGUUAAGAAAGUCACUGCUUGUGUUUAUCUUUGGGAAAUCACUGCACUUUUUAAAUUUUUUUUUUAUUGAGAGCAUUGUUCUUUGAAAUGAUAUCUGUUCUAUGCCCACCCCUCCAUGACUGCUCUGAUACUCUGUCUUUUCCUCCUCCAUUACAGGACUACUAUACUGUUCAUGGUCCUGAUGCAGCAUUUGCCGCAAAAGAAGUCUUCAAGACAACAAGUGUUAUUAAAUAUCUUGGGAUUGGUAUGUUGAAAUGUAAUAAAUAACUUAACAGACUGCUUGCCUUUAGCAUAUGAUAUUGUUAUAACAACAGUGAUAUUUGCUAUUGUAUGUAAAAAGUACCUUGUUUUGCAGGUGAAAAGAAAGUUCCAUCAGUUAUUUUGAGUAAAAUGAAUUUUGAGAGUACAGUUCGGGAUCUGUUGCUUGUACGUCAGUAUAGAGUGGAGAUGUACAGAGCAAGUAAAGGUGCAAAGAACACAUCAGCCUGGGAACUUGUUGCCAAGGUACAAGAUGCAAUGAAUUAGUUAACAAUUAAACAGAGAAAUUCGCAAUGAAUGGACUGAACAUGUGUUAUUUAAAUCUUGCUAUCAGUGUUGUCUAGACAUCUUUUUUCCCUUGAAUUGCCACUUAAAUUAUCUUAACUCUUUGCCCCUGAAGAGUGACUACAAUGACAUUAAAUGUAAAGGUUGCAAGAAUAGAGGAAAUGAUUACUAACCAAACAAACUCUUGAUUGUUAAUUAAAUUAUCCUUGUCAGCACCUUAGGAAAUGUACGGAGAACAUCUCAUAUGUGAUGUAUUUUCAUAACUUUAUUUUAGGCAUCACCUGGUAAUUUGCAACAAUUUGAAGACAUUCUCUUUGGAAAUAAUGACAUGUCUGUGUCAGCAGUCGUCAUGGCAAUCAAGCUUGGUAUGGAAAAUGGCCAAAGGGUACGUUUGCUUAAAAAUUCAUUACAAGAUGUACCACAAAGUGACAAGUAUGAUUGGGUGUUGGGAAGAAGAUGCAGCAGAAGCAAACUAAGGAACAAAAGUGAAAGUUACAGCAUCAAAAAAAUCAUUUAUGAUUAACCUUUUUUUUCCACAGGUGGUAGGUGCUUCAUAUGCUGAUGUUGCAGCAAGGAAGCUUGGAGUCUGUGAAUUUGUCGAUAAUGAUCAGUUUUCUAAUCUGGAGGUAAGAAAGAUGCUAAAUGUGGAAUCUCUUUAUUUGUUAGGUAAAACAAAAGAAUAUAAGAGGUACAAAUAAUGAAUGAAUUAUUUCCUAGGCAUUGCUUGUACAGCUUGGUCCAAAGGAAUGUUUACUGCCACAAAACGACUCAAGUGCUGAUGCAGCCAAAGUAUUAGAGGUGAUUCAACGAAGCAACAUUCUCAUAUCUGACAGGAAAAAAUGUAAGAUUUAGUUUGAAAUUAUGGCAAAAAGCAGGGGUUUCAAUAAUUUUUCUAUAACCCCUAGACACUAGAAGAUUUCUGUUGCUGAGGACAAAGUCAAUAACUGAGAAUUUUGUAUAGUCAAAAUUAUACCCAUUUUUGUUUUUGUAGCAAUUCAACACCUUUUUUCAUCUUGAUCCUUAGUGCCAAUGCUGUUCAUGGUUUUUAUUCAAGGAUUGUUGAUCCUUUUAUUUUCUUUCAUUAAUAAAGUUAACUUUAAAUCUUGUUAUUGAAGGUCUGUUGUGUUUAUAUUAUAAACAAAAUAAUACAUGUUUGCUUUUGGAUAUAGAGUUAUUCUUCUCAUGUUCAACUCAACAUCUUGCUUGUUCACUGCAGUCACUUGUGAGCUAUUGAGUUGAACACUGGAAGAGAAAUUCCACAUCUUUGCACGUCCAUGUAUUAUUCUCUGUAUAUCUCAUGUCAUUUGGAGUGAUCAAAGUCAAUAGAUAUAUGGAUAUUUUGGUUAGUUAAAAUGUCCAUGGUGAAAAAAGACUGUAAUGUAACCCAAGUUGAUAGCACCAAAUAUCAUGUUUUAUUUGAAAGGGAGUUUGAAAAAUCCAGGGUUAAUUAAUGGCUUAAAUAAAUAGGAUAACUGUAGCUUACUGUAUGUAUCAAUUUGUCAUGCUUAUAGCUGAGUUUUCCAACAAAGACAUAGUACAGGAUCUCAACAGGCUUUUGAAUUUAGGAGCAAGUGGAAAUAGUGGAACUUUGGGUAUGUCUUUUGUUAUUUAAUUUACAAAACACUUCACUAGAGGAAAUAAAAUACUUCUGGGUUUGAUAGCUUGAAUGCUGUUUUGGCUAAAUAGCUUUCUCAGUCUAAUAAAUAUCUUGAGAAUUACCGAAUGCAUCAGACAAGCAUCGGCAGAUGGCCCAGUGAGGGUAACAUGAAUAAAAUUUAUUGUUGCUCUUGCUGUCCAUCAACUUUUCAAUUUUCUCCCAAUGCAAAGAGAAGAGUGUUUGUUAUUUCAAGUAAGAAUUGAUUAACCCUGUUAACUCCCAAGAUCUGAUUGUUAAUUCUUUCCUCUACCUGCUCAUCAUACAUCAUAUCCUUGUAAAUUAGUUUAUAACUAGAAUGUGGUGUUAGAUCAAACUAUCCAUGAUGAGUUUGAGUAUUCCCAUUACCUGGUUGCUGGAUAAUGUGUGGAUAUUAUAGGGAGAAGUUGAUCACCUCCUGGAGUUAGAGGAUUAAGAGACAACUAAAGUUACAUUAAUUUCAAUAUAAUAUUCUGUUGGACCAUAUAAACCCAUGGAAGUCAAGAUGACUAUAUUCUUUGGCUAUGUCAUUCAAGAAAAUUGUGAACAAGGCGAAGAAUUUUGUUUUUUAUUUGUGGAUACAAAUUAAAGAUACUUUUGCUGGUGUCUUUCAUGCUUGUAUUAUUUACAAACAGUCUGAGAUUGAUUAACAUCAUUUAAAUUGUACUCAGUGAAUGUGAAUCUCCUUUUUGCAGCAGAGAUAGACUUGACUCAUGCAACAUCUUCUCUAGCAGCUUUGAUCAAGUACUUGGAGGUAACUCACCAACUCUUUACUGUGGGAAAUAUUUUCAUUGUUUUGUUGCCAUUAUACAUCAUGUACUUGUACCUUUUUAAAACAUUUCUUUCACCUAUAUAUUCACGCAUAAUUAUUGUAAGUUUCAAAAUAACAGUAGAAUGAAGGCCUGUGAGAAUUAAUGCAAAUAUUUUCACUUCACUUUAUAUCACCCCAAAUUAGAAAUGAGUACAUCAAAACUGUGCAUGCUUACAAGUUUAAUCUGUAAUCAUCUUUUCUUGUUCAAUGUUCAGGAAAAUUUAGUUUUUGGAAUAUGCUACCGAUAUUUAUUCAGACUUUGUUUUAUUAUUAAUUGCAGCUCCUUGCAGAUGAGUCCAACUUCAGUCAGUUUCAUCUGAGCACAUUUGACUUAACACAGUUUAUGAAGCUUGAUGCUGCAGCUGUGAGAGCUCUCAAUCUUCUUCCAAACCCAUUAGAUGGUACAGUAUUACCUUUGGAUAUUUUUGUAUCCUCAGUAUUUGCAUGUGCAUGUGGUAAUGGAAUGGAAAUCAUUUAGUUAGAUAUGGAACUUUUUUCACAAUUGGCAGCCUAUAAUUUAUUCAUAGCAUUCAUUCUGCUUAAGUUCCCUUGUGACAUUCUACCCUUUAACUUCCAUGAGAGACCAAGACAGAAUUUCUCCUUACAAUGUGAAUACAAUAUCAAGCAGACAAGUGAUGAGAAUAAAGGAAUAUGUCAAUUGGGGGAUUAUUAAUUGAUCCAAUAGCAACGUCUUUGAACUAGUACAUAAUUGUAUGGAAGACAUAUAAUUGUUUGGAGAAUUUUACUUAUGAGAUCUUGGGAGCAAAAGAGUUAAUUGGCUCCACAUAUAGCAUUUGCCCAAUGAAAGAAAAAGUGCUAGUGUUACAGUUAGAAUAAAACUGUUAAGACCUGGUAGAGCCUCAGUUUUACUCUUUUAUUUGAUCUGUUUCUUCACAAGUUUAUUUAGUUAUAGGCUUAAUUAUUUAAGCAUUUAUUUUAUCAACCUCUAACAGGAAUGAACAUUUGGUCUCAGAUUUUUGACACAGUUGUUUGAUGUUCUUCCAUUCCAGGAGGCAAUAAGAGUAUGUGUCUUGUUGGUUUGUUGAAUAAGGCAAAGACAGCACAGGGACAGAGGUUAAUAGCACAGUGGAUUAAACAACCUUUGAUGGACAAAAACAAAAUAGGUUAGUCUACAAAUAAUUGCAGUCUUACAGUAGGCAUACUAGAGUAUGUGAAACAUCUGUGUGAACAGUUUCUACUGUCAUUUGUGAACAUUUUAAAUUGUUAAUUUUCAUUUUACAGAAGAGAGACUUGAUGUUCUUGAAGUUUUCUUUGAAGACACAGAACUUAGACAAACCAUUCAGGUGUGUACAUUUGUGGUGAUUAACUGAAAGCUUGUGAGUAAAGCUGUUAUGUUCAUGUCAAGAAGGAGUUGUGAUGUAUUACCAUGGAAAGGUAUUUCAGAUCUUUUGUUGACUGAUGGCAGUCAAAGAAAGAUAGGAAUUAGUAUAUAACAGAAACACAAGUUGAUUAUAUCCAAGUUUGAGGCAUUAGUUCAACCUCACUAAACUAAACUUGUAUCAAGAUAAUGAAAGAGUACCAGUACUGAUGUAAGUUCUCUUAUCUUUAGUUAACCCUCUUACCCACCUAACAAACUAGCAUCUAAUUUCUCAUUAAAAUAUCACUUCUGAAUUACUCAUUAAGGCCACAAGAAUGAUGGAAAUUAUCUUUGACUAAAGAAGCUCUUGGUUUUUUAAGCAAAUUCUCCUUGUCAGUAGCUUAGGAAAUGUAUAGAGAACAGUUUGGUGAAUGUGCAUACUGAUAUUAGGGUGUAUCAAGGGUAUAAGUCUUUCCUUCCAAAUUCAAUAAUUAACCUGCCUAAUAAAGAUAUUGUGUAUGCUACUUGAGAACUUCAAUGUUUUGGAUGUGCUGUUAUUUUUACAGGAAGAGUUGCGAAAAAUUCCUGAUUUUUCUCGACUAGCCAAGAAAUUCCAGCGACAGAAAGCAAGUUUACAGGUAAUAUACAGUACCAUUAAUAAUAUUUGAUUAAGUAUGCAAAGAAAUAAGUUGUUCAGAGGGCUCAUUCAUAGCUAUUCUUUCAAAUAUUGAAGUGGUACCCUUGGCUUGAGAAACACAAAGUUACGGAUUUAAAUAGUCUAACAUCCUUGGAAGUUAAUGUGUCAAAAAGUGGGAUAUUUUUUUUAUUUGCAUCACUUUGUUUCCUUUUCUCUCACUUACCAGGACUGUGUGAGGGUCUACCAAGCUCUUCAUAGACUUCCUACUUUCACUGGUAUUCUUACUGGCUAUCAGGGAAAUCACCAUGAGCUUAUACGCGACUGCUUUACAACACCCAUAAAGGUGAUUCAGUGAACAACUUUUUAUUUUUAACCCUCUGAACUCUAAUUAUAGUGACUAGCAUGUAAUUUUUCCUCACAAUAUCACCCCUGAAUCACACAUUAAGGUCACACAAAUAAAGAGAUUUAUCACCCGCUAAAGAAGAUCUUGGUUGUUGAACAAAUUCUCCAGGCCAUCACCUAAGGAAAAGUAUGGAGAACUGUAUGGAGUAUAAGCAUACCAAAGUUUGGGUGUAAAAGAUUGAUAUCUCUUUAUAAUUAACCUUACUACAGCUUUAGUUCAAAGGCUUGGUAAUUGAGAUAUGCUAGUCAAUAUUCCUAAUCUCUUCAAGGGAUAUUUUCAUCUUUGAUAAAUCUGUAGCAAACUAUAGAAUACUGUUUAGAGCAGCUAUUUAUUUCUUUGUAGGAUCUUAUUGAAGACUUUCAAAAGUUCAUUGAGUUAGUGGAGACCACUGUAGAUCUUGAUCAGGUGGAGAACCAUGAAUAUUUGAUCAAGGCUUCUUUUGAUGAAGGAUUGCAAGGUGUGAUUUGCAUUCUUGUUUCAUUUUACAGUUUUGUUUUAUUUUACAAUUUUGUAGUUUCAUCAAAAAGUUUAGUUUUUCCAAAUGAAACUAACCCUUUGACCCCUAAGAGUGACUGGCAUCUAAUUUCUCCUCACAAUAUCACCCCUGAAUCACACAUUUUAUCAAGGUCACAAGAAUAAAGGAAAUGAUCACUGACUGAAGAUCUGGAUCUCUUGAUAGUUAAACAAAUUCUCCUUGCCAGCACCUUAGGAAAUGUUAAAAAAAGAAAAAAAAAAGUAUAGAGAAUCCACAUACUGAUGUUGAAGUGUAAAGGUUUAGCCUUAUAAUGAUGUGGAAGAUCCCAUUGACUUUAUGAAUACUUUGUUUUUCUUUUUCAAAGUUCUUUUAAACUCCUUUGUUGUAAAAGAAAGCAUCCACUCAUAUUUGUUUUUGAGAAAAGUUUAUUUAUAGUGAGGGUGACCUUUUUCCUGUAGAGUGUAGAGAAAAGAUGGAUGAAAUCUUAGAGCAGAUACCAGUAGAACUAAACAAGGUUAGUUUUAAGCUUAUAUUAGUUUUAUGAUUGUUCUCAGAAAAAUUUCAUGCUGUUUCAUACUUAAAAAAACAAUGUUCAGUCAAUUGAGUAAAACUUCUUUUUGCUAUUUAACCGAUCUUUUGUUUACAGGCAGCACGAGAUCUUGGUCUUGAAGCAGGAAAAUCAAUAAAACUGGAAACCAAUAACCAGUUUGGUUAUUUCUUCAGGAUAACCAAAAAAGUAAGUUUCUCUCUGUAAACAAUAGUAUUAUGUACUUAUUGACUUCAUAGGAGGGCCAAGGGUAAAAAAUUUUGUUCAAGGUCAUGUUGUGGUAGUCCAAAGUAUUACUUGGAUGUGCUCUACCCAGCCAGCAGUUAAAGUACUGAAUUUCAACGCAGUGCAUGUUUCCUUUUUGGUGUGUGUGAACUACAGGAAGAAAAGGCCUUAAGAAACAGCAAACGCUUUACAACAAUAGACACAAGAAAGGAUGGAAUAAGAUUCAAUAAUUCAGCAUUACGGCAACUGAAUGAGCAGUUUCAAGCUUUUAAGGAGACCUACAAUGAAGUGCAGAGUAACCUGGCCAAUGAAGUGAUAAAAGUGGCCGGUAUGUAAGCAUGUUACCAUACUUCCUUGCUUUUGCUAAAUGAAAUUGAGGUACCCUGAGUCUUGAGUAAAAACAUUGAGGACCAUAGCUAUAAUUGUGUACACUCCCUGUUGCUUGUCUCAAGCAAAAUGGAAAAUGAAUAGAAUUUGACAAACUCUGUCUGGAUCCUUGAUGAGAAUGGUAUCUCUCUUUCCCCCCCUCUCUGCAUGGGGAAGAGACUGGUCCGAGAAAAGUAUGUUAUAAAGAUAAGGACACCAUUUCAACUUUCAUCAAGCCAAAGUCAAGCAUGCAGGGUAGCAUUUAUAUACAUGUGGUGUAGCUCUUGGGAAAAAAAAACCUACAUAUCAUGUUUAAUUUUUUUAUGACAGGAGGUUACAGUGAGCCAAUGCAAAUGCUAAGUGACAUCAUUGCUCAGCUUGAUGCCUUGAUAAGGUAAGUUUUCAACCAAUCUGUGAUUGAUUCUGUCAGGCUGGUUGUGAAAGAGUCAAAACUUUUCUUAUAUCUUUCUAGUUGUGUAGUCAGCUUUUCAACUUGUUGUGAGCCUUUACCCUAAGAAAGUUCACUUUUUGUUUCAAAAUUUGCAAGAGUCAUAUGAUAAAAGCCAAGUGGGUGGAAAAGAAUUGUAUGCUCAGGCCUACAGGGCUAUAGGCUGACUAUGCCCCUUGCCCUCCAAGUUCUUACAUAAAUUAUUAUGUGCAAGUAAAUGGUUAGGAACUAUAUAGUUUACUGACUUACUAACCCUUUAGCUCCUGUGAGUGACCAAGACAGAAUUUCUCCUUAUUAUAUCUAUACAAUAUCAUGCAGACAAGUGAUGAGAAUAAAGAAAAAUAUCAAUUAUGGGAUUACUAAUUGAUCUAAUACCAAAUUCUACAAACUACUACUAUGAGAAUCAUUUGGCAGACAGUAAGGAGAAUCGCUAAUGGGAUCUUGGGAGUUAAAGGGUUAAGGUUGGGUGUGUUCUCAGUAAUAAUUAUCAAUCCAUGGUACAGUGUGUUUCUAUUAACAAAACUGGCCUUAAGGUAUUAUGGGUAAACGAUAGCCCAAUGCAGACUGUGAUAUGUCAAUUAUCUAAUUAUGUUUUGUAAUUAAUUUUUUUUUCAGUUUUGCGCAUGUCUCAGCUAAUGCUCCUAUUCCAUUUGUUCGUCCAAAAAUUACUCCCAAAGGUAAGUCCAAGAACAAGAUGACAUCAUGACUACUUUACAACUUCCCUUCCAAGAACAUUUUUGAGCAUCAGAUGUAAUUCAUUUGGUAUCCUCUCCUUCACCUUCACCUUGCACCCUUCAUCAAGAUUUUGAAGGGUCAACAUUUUUUUGCAACUGAGUGUGUUCAACCAAUUCUUAUUGGUUCCUUGUGGUGUUUUUUGUUUUUUUCUUAUUGGUAGUUAAAUUACAUAUUUAAGCAAGCAAAGUAAGGUAGGCUGAGAUUUUAGCAAUUGCAGAAAAGAAGCUUCAAACAAUUCAUGCAAUAGUGGAAUUGGACCCUUUCCUCCCAGAUACUAGUUGGUUGUUGUACAUGGAAGGUACAGGUUUGAAUCCUGUCGAAGCCUGAAUUUUUGCAGGCUUCUUUUUUGCAAUUGUUAAAAAUUGCAGACCACCUGUGAGGAUCCUUUCUUUUCCUGAUUUUCAUCUGCAGUUCAAAUUGAUUUUAUUUUAUUAUAAGUUGUUACUAGAGUGGUUGAUAAUUUUUUUUAAUCAUAUGACUUUCAUUAUUAAUACUGUCCAGACACCAUCCCAAAUCAGUCUUGUGUGAGUCCUUUUUAUGUUCUUUUAACUUAACAGGAGAGGGACACAUCAAACUUGACAUGGCAAGACAUCCCUGUCUUGAAGUUCAAGAUGAUGUGGCUUUUAUUUCCAAUGAUCUCAAGCUUGAAAGAGGUAUAAUGAACUGAGUGAUUGAUUUGUGACUGAUAAAACUAUUGCAGGGAUAAUGUUGUGUUAUUGAACUACAAUUAAUAAAUACUGCUUGGACAACUGGGUCUGGGGCAAGUUUGACACAUUUUUUACUCAGUUUUUUACCUUUAGAAACCAUAGGCUUUCAGAAUUAUUUUGAGUAGUAAAUGAGACAAUGAUACAAUUACCGUUUUUGUUGUUGUUCUUCUUAUUAUUACUAUUAAUAUUAUUAUUAUUAUUAUUGCUGUAUAUUGGUAUUAUCAUCAUUAUAACUGUAUUUUUAUAUGUUCAGUUCAAAAAGUAUGGUUGCCUACAUUAAGAAGUCCAUCUAAGGGGGCAAAUUACAUUAUGUGCCAAUAAAUUCAAAGUUUCGACAUUGUCUCCCCCCCUCCCCCACCCAUCUGUGCCCCAGGGGAAUUUGAACAUGAAUUUGACAAUUCAAUUCCAUUUUCGGAGGAACACACCUGUUCUAUUUUUUUAUGUGGAGGUGUCUGAAGGUAAAGAGUUUACUUUCAUAAGCAGAUGAAUGUCUACAAGAAAGUCAUGGUCGCUGAUCUUGCCUUUUACAAAAAAUUGACCAUUAAGUUUGGCACUUGGUUUGGGUUGCCCAAGGGGAAUUUUGUAGCUUCAAAUUGAUCAAAGCAUUACUUGCUCGAGGUGGGGAUGAAUUGAAAUGUAACCUACAUGUUGUAAAAAUUUAUGCAAAAAAAGAAAAAGAGAAAAUAGCUCGGUGGAAGUCGUAAUUAUCCAUGAAAUAAUGAAAAAUAUAUAAAUGAUUAAGAAUGUGACUUAAUUGUUAUGAAAUGAUUGUUAUCUUUAUAAUAAUGUUUAUUAACAGGUAACAAAGAAUUUCUGAUAAUAACUGGCCCUAAUAUGGGGGGUAAAUCUACUUACAUCAGACAGGUAUGUUGGUUGUUAUUGUUAUCUUAGAAGCCAAUUUGUUUCCUGAUCUAAUCUUUCUUCAAAGUGAUUUUGAAUAAAUCAGUUGUUAGGGAUCAAGAUUGCAACCGAUACGAGCCCCUAUGCGACACAACGCGACUAAAAUCUUCUCACAUUUGUUAAAAAUGAGUCGAUUACUUGGGUUUGUUGUCAAAAUGUUGUCAGGAUGAACGAUCCUUUAUUGCUAAGGUCAAACAGCUUUUUAAGUUACAGUUUAUAACUUGGUAACUGUAAAUGUAUUGCUAGCAACCAUUAUUCGCCACUUAGGCGCCAAAGGGCGAUCAAGGAAUUUUUUUAACCCUUCCCCCUUUAGGAGUGUCUGAUUAGUAAUUUCUCCUUACAAUAUCAGUACUUUGUAAUGAAGAAAAAGAUGUUGAAAAGAAAAAGAAAAGCAUCAACUUAUGGAUAUUGUUGGAUUUAAUAACAAAUUCUCAGAGCGAAAAUAACAAGAAUUGUACGACAAAUAGUGAGGAGAAUUGAUUUUUGGAUCGUAGGAUUUAAAAAGUUAAUUUGGGUCCCUGGUUUUUUAGUAAUGCUUGUUGUAUGUCUCAACUUAAUGAUGUGUAUUUCUGUUUUUCCUUGUUAGACUGGAGUGAUUGUAUUAAUGGCUCAGCUUGGCUGUUUUGUGCCCUGUAGCUCAGCAGAAAUUUCCAUAACAGACUGUAUUUUAGCCCGAGUGGGGUCUGGAGACAGUCAGCUAAAAGGAGUUUCUACAUUUAUGUCUGAAAUGCUGGAAACUGCCUCGAUAUUGAGGGUAGGGAUCUUUGCAUAUUUUCUUUGAUAACACUAUCUGUUUAGGUUCACCAGGGAGCUAAAAAAUACAGUGAGUCAAUCAGGAAGACUUUGAGAAGGAUUGUUCUUUCUGUUUCUGAAGUGUUCCUGUUUUGUGAAAUUCAGCACAUGCUUGUAGAUGUUACAGUUACAAAGGGCGUGGCUAAGGGGGAAAUUCCAGGGUACACACGACCCUCUAAUAGGUGUGUCAGCGAAGACCAAACAGACAGAAUACUGCAAGAACUUACAUCUCUCGGUUCGUUCGAAUUUAGAAGAGUUUACAAUUGAGUUGAUAAUGUAAAAUGGCCACCAUAGAGAGUUUCUUAAGCUCACGCCUUGAUCGUUAGCCCUUCGCCAGUAUUCGCUCUGACGAAGGGCUAAAGCUUGAAACGCCAGCUUUAGAAACUCUUUACGGUGGCCAAUUUUACAUUAUCAACUCAGUUGAUAAAACUAAAUUAUCUUGUUAUACUCGCCAACCAACGAAGCACCACAGUUUCUUUAGAAACUUACCCCCCUUUAUUCGUUCAAAUUUAGUUUGGCUUGAUAACUUUAUUUCAUUUCUCAUUGGCUUUCUUUCUUCUUUAGUCUGCCACUGAAAACUCUCUCAUCAUUAUCGAUGAACUAGGAAGGGGAACAUCAACAUAUGAUGGCUUUGGACUGGCGUGGGCUAUAUCACAGUAAGAAAUCAGCAGUAAACCUGUUUCAACCAGGAUGUAGUUUAUCCAAACUAAGAGUAGUCCCUCCUUUUCGGCGAGUUUUUUUACUCGCGCGACGGACAUCGCCGAAAAUAAGGGACUGCUUGUGGUCCAUAGCGUAUCUUAAAGCUAGUAGAUAUGAAAUAAACCAUUUUCCGUGACACCCAUUUUAACCUCUUUUUAUUUUUGAGUUAAGCUGUAAUCUGGCCAGCACAUGUCUUAUUUGUAACAUUUCUUUUCAGCUACAUUGCCACUAACAUCAAGUGCUUCUGUCUUUUUGCCACCCAUUUCCAUGAGCUUACAGCUCUUGCGGAUGAAGUUUCCACGGUAACCAACCUCCACGUUACUGCUAUGACCUCCAGUGGGACUCUGACGCUUUUGUAUAAAGUUAAACCCGGUGAGCAAGGAAAUUGGAGGAAAAGAGCAUGUCUAUUCCUGUGGGAGAAACUUAAGCCCAGUCCUAAUUUGUUUGGCGCUGGAGAGAGAGGUCUUGGUUCGAACUCUUCGUGGUUGAUUAAGUUGUGUUCUUAGGCAAGAAAUUUUGCUCCCAUAAUUUCUCUCUCUACCGAGGAGUAUUGAUAGGUACCAGACAACUUUUAGAGAAACUUGAAGAAUUUCUGCGAUGGACUAACUCCCGUUUGGAGAGGAGUAUCAAAAUUCUAAUCCUUUCAUGCAACAAAAACCAAGUUGAGUUCCGACCUUGAAUUAGAUACUGAGCUUCUGAGACGUCCUCGAUAUUGUACUUUAUAUGGUCAGCUGUUCUCUUUCUGGUCAGUCGCAAGGAUUGCGCACAGUUGCAUGUCACUGCUGGGGCCUGGGUUCGACUCCCCGGACCAGAGGUCACAUAAGGAUGGAGUUUUUAGUUGGUCCCAUUCUUCUGUCAGAGCGUUUCUCUCUGGGUUGUCUAGUUCUCCUCUUUCAAGAAAAAGUAAUAUUCCAUUUUCCUAUUCGGUCAGGAAUAGUGGGCGAUAAAGCACACUGGGAGUAUGUCCCCUGUGAGAAUUAUUUGACUUGUCUAGGAUCAGGGGCGUAAUAAUUUCGCUGACAACGCACUUAAAGCGUGGUCAAACGCACGCAACAUUUCAACGAAACAUCUUGCAAGAUUGUUGGAUCAUGUUGCGAGAUGUUGAAGGAGAUGGCCAAACGUAUGGGACACCUUGCAAUAUUCAAAAAUGUUGCAACAAAAAUGUGACCAUUUUCAGGCUUGAUCCAACACCAUCUAACAUCUAACAGCAUGUUACUACAAGGUGGCCAAACGCGUGCGACGCCUUACGCACAACAAUAGUACUGUUGCGUGCGUUUUGCCUGGCCUUAACUCUGAUUACGAGCUACAUUGGAAUGGGAAGUUUAAACCGUUAAGGUUAUUGUUAUUUUGUUAUAUUUUUCCAGGUGUAUGUGAUCAGAGCUUCGGUAUUCAUGUCGCGGAACUUGCUCACUUUCCAACAAGCGUCAUAGAGGUAAGAAUACGUUUACUUAUUUAACCACAUUUAUUUUGCUUUUAUUUCCGCGCCUUUGUUUUCCUAUUUAGUAGCGGCCAAUGGUCAAUGGUGUGCUAGUAAUUUUGCCAGGAUGUAGAAAGUGGAGAAAUUUUCAAAGUCGUAACAAGUACGGUCGUGUAGUCUGAUUUGUUGUUUAUACGUGAUAAGAGGGACUUUAAGAAAACCAAAAUGGCGACGGCAAUGAGAACGUCGCGAAACAAAAGAUCUAAUGAGCAGAACAUAAGCGAAACACGUGCGUUUUAAAACUUUGUACAUCUCCUAACCGUCUAAUACAGAACAAAAACGUCAAAUCAUCAACUCUUACGUCCUCUUAGCAAGGCAACCUCGACAGCAAUUUAGUCUUGUUUUCACUUUGAAUUCAACAAUCUAUUUAUAUGUCUAUUUAUAUGACAUCUUCACUUCCGCAUAUAUUAUGCGGAAGGGAAGAUGUCGUACUGUCAGAAACAGUUAACGCAUCGAGCUAUUGACGAAAGUCUUUGAAAUUUGAUUACGAUUUACCACAUGUCACCGUAGUGACACCUUAAACUCCUUAUAACUGGCUGCGAGACGUGACGUUAUUGGUUGCCUUGCAGCCAAUAACGUCACGGCAGAACUGACCAGUAGGUGAUCAAGAGACGUAUCGACAAUAUUCGACGGGGAAACAAACUUUAACUUGAUGUAUAACGCUCAAGCCUGUUCAGGGUCCUUGACCCAAUCCUAAGGUACUCACGAAGAGCGUAACUUAAUUUUCUGCAUACAAACACAUGUACAACCCACAAUUCCUCCAAACGCUCAGACGAAGGACUAACGCUCGAAACGUCAGCUUUGAAACUCUUGACGGUGGCCAAUUUACGUUAUCAACUGAGUAGAUAACACUAAAUUAUCCUGUUAUCUUCACAAAAAGGCUUAAUUCGGACAAUAUUUGUGUUCACUGUAAUCAAGGGGCCACAGAUGUACAUUUCAUUGUUAAAAAAAAGGCAAAACAACUACAGCAACAAUUCUGCUCAUUAAAAUAAGAGUUAUAGCAACGUUACAUGAUAGCGUAAUGCCUAUCUAUAGCAUCUCGAUGGAUCAAAAUAUAACCGAAGAAAAAAUUAGAAAUAAAAUCUGAGAAAAGCUGAAACACGUGUAAUCUGUACAAACCUCGUUUUCAAGAAACGCUGAAAUAAAGGAAAUUUUAAGAAACAUUUUGACGUCGAUCGAUUAUUUUUCGGAAGUUGUUUUGUUUUGUUUUGUUUUUCAAACGCGCACUAGCUUACUUGUGGACAAUCUCGCAAUUAAUUUGAAAACUAUGUGCAUUGAAUGUUGAAGGGAAAAAAGGAUUGAUUUUUGUGACUUAAAGAAUGCUUUGUACUCAAUUCAACCGUUCAAUUUAAGCGCGCAAAAAUAGUUGAUCUUUACCUCUGAGCAAUGUUGUCUAAAACCUAGUUUUCUUUUAGCCCCAUAGCUUUCCUUGACUUAUUCAGUAUGAUCUUGUGAGAUUAAAGCGAUAGUUCUAAACUGAAUAGUCACACUAUAAACUCAUAUCUGCAACAACAAAAGUAGAUUUUCAAAACUUAAUUCUCCAUUUUCAAGACUAAUGAAACUCAUUAAACGUUAUACCAAGUUUACUCACAAGGAACCACAAUUGUGAAAAGGAACAUUUCAUGCUUUGAACUUUUCUCAGAACUUUGUAUGCUUAGUAAUGAAUGUGCACAAAUGCACUUCUAAUUCAAUAAAAAGAGAGAGAGGGAGAGAGGUUAAAACCACUCAAUGUUGUUCCUUAUUAAUGAAGAACCGUAACAUGUCAAAAGUGGUAAUAAAUACAUUGCUGAAAAAUAAUACUCAUUGAGUCCAACCAAACAAAUGAAAGAAAAAAUUUGCCAAAUAUUGACGCAGCUAAAAUGAGUGUACACCACCUUCUUUGUCGAUGAGGUUAAGUAAAAGUAUUCAAAGUUCGUCAAGAUUAUUGAUGAUCCUUCCUCGAUAAUCACCACUCUUCAUUCUAUUAAACAGAAUUUCGUUGAAAUCCAGGGGUUUGAAAAUGUCAUAUUCCAGUAUGGCGAUCUCCGCUUGGGUCAGUUUGCUUGCCCCCUCGGCCAACACUCGCUUGCUCAUAAAGAAUGCUUCACAUAGGGUGACUGUGCUGUCAUUUUGUGUUUCUUGAGUUUGUGGCGUACUUUUGGUUUCUGCACAUAAAUAAGGCUCUUUACCCCUCAGAAUAGUCGGUGUUUUAUCGUUCUUGCGUUUCUGUUUUGCUUUGUUUUUUUCUUCCAUGCUUGACGUAUUCACCAGCGAACAAGACAGCACACAGAGUUUGAGGCUUACUGUGUUUCCUCAUGUUUUGAUGGGAGUUGCGAACACAAAAAACGUGUUUUGCGAACACAAAACGUGUUUUGCGAACACAAAAACGUGUUUUGCGAACACAAAAUACGUGACUGGCCAAAACGUAUUGUUUGUCGCACCGGUAAACCAUUAAAAAAUUGAAACAUACUGUUUAAAGUUUAUUUUCUGAAAGCAAUAUAGAAAGGGUGUUCUCCCAACAUCCUGCGAGGGUUAUUACGCAGGUAAACCGAUAGAAAGUGCGCCUACUACAGGAGGUGGCUGUGCCGUUAUUUUGUAUUUCUCGUGGUUGUGGCGUAUUUUGGGUGUGUCCGUCUAGAUGAAGUUCUUCGACCUUCAGGUUAAUCAGCGGUUUUUUUUUUUUUUUUUUUUUUUUUGCGUUUCUGUUUCGCUUUUUACUGUGGUAUUCUUAUGGUUAACUGAUUUUCUGAGGAGGUGGAAUGCACACAGAUGUUCAGUGUUUCUGGUUUCUCAACGUUGUUGUGGGCCUGGUAUCCCUAUGAAGUGUGCACGUAUUAUCGUCAAACACACGUGUAAUCUGUUCAAACCUCGUUUUCAGCAAUCGCUAGAAUAGAUGAAAUGUACGAAAACAUGACGUCAAUCAAUUAUUUUGCAGAUUUGUUUUGUUUUGGUUUGUUUUCAAGCGUGCCAUGAUUUUUUCGAUAACAAUCUCGCAAUAUACAUUUUUAAAGUAUGCGCCCACUAAUGUCACUUGCUUUUACGUUUUCUGCCAAUCAGAUUUGUUUUUACUACCAUGGAUUUAUCCCCAUCACGUGUCAAUUCCUUGAAAACAACCUGCAGUUCAUCACAUUCCAUACGCAGGGAAAUAAAAGUCCAGAUAAUAAUCGCCAAUCAAGGAGCCCCCUUUUUAUUCCCACUUGAAAUAAUUUGAAAUAUGAUCCUGUUCUCUUUUCUCUUCGUUCAUUAUAUUUUCACUUAUUCGAGGAACAACAUGGAUAUUACUACUAAAACCAGUUUUCUUUAUCUUCCUCUUUCGUUUAUUCUUUUGAGUUUAAAGUGGACAUAAGCAAAUAUAUCACUAAGAGUGAAAAUAAAGUACUCCAUGUCAGAAUUUCGACUGCUUGUGAGUAACACGAGAUAACGUUUACGUAGUUUGAAUGGUUUUAAACUCGCAACAUCAUACUGUAUAAGAAAUGAAAUGCAUCAGGGUUUAAAGAUAGACGAAAUGUAUACACCGUUGUUUAGAGAGGUGAAAAUUGAGGAAAGGACGUGACCAUUAUCCAAUUAUAUGAUAUUUCUGAAAAAUGAUACUCAUCGAUUCAAUUUCGAAAAGCGUAGAAUAACCAAGAAAAUGAUAGAAAAAUGUGGCAAGUAAGUGUACAGCACCUAUUUUUGUUGAAUGGGUUAAUGAACGUAUUUACAGUUCGCUGAGAUUAGCGAUGAUCCUUCCUUGAUAAUCACCACUCUUCAUUCUAUUAAACAGAAUCUCGUUGAAAUCCAGGGGUUUGAAAAUGUCGAACUCCAGCAUGGCGAUCUCCUCUUGGGUCAGUUUGUUUGCUCCUUCGGCCAACACUCGCUUACUCAUGAAGAAUCCGCUGCAUAAGGUGGCUGUGCUGUCAUUUUGUGUCUCUUUUGCUUGUGCCGUAGUGUUAGUUUCUCCACAGAGAUGACGUUCUUUACCCUGCAAGUUAAUCAGCACCUUUUUGUGCUUGCUAAUCUUUUCCGCGUCAUUCUGUGGUACUUGCAUGGUUAAUUGGUUUGUCGACGUUGUUUUGGGCCUUGCGUCGUUACGACUAUCGCCAAACACACGUGUAGUCUGUUCAAACCUCGCGUUCAGUAAAUCGCUAAAAUAGGUGAAAUCUACAAAAACAUGACGUCGAUCAAUUAUUUUGCAGAUUAGAUUUGUUUAGGUUUGUUUCCAAGCGUACAAUGUUUAUUUGGAGAACAAUCUCGCGAGACCUUUUUUUAAUUUUAAGUAUGCGCCCAAUAUUCUCACGCGGUUUGACGUUUGCCAAUCAGCUUCGUUUUAGUAACCAUGGAUUUAACCCCAUCACUAGUGCAAUUCCUUGAAAACAACCUGCAGUUUGUGACUUGUUACUUCAGGUAAAUCAGCGUUUUUUUGUUCUUGUUCAAACUACCCGACUAACUAGCUUAAUGAUAAUUACUAAUUACUUCUAAAGUGUCGCGCGGUGCUAAUUUGGAUUUCAUUAGCACUAAUUAGAGCUAGUUACAGAACAAUCGACUGUUGUGGAAGUUUUAGUCGAGACAAAUUAAUAACGAGUGAAGUCAGUUUCGGUUUGUAAUCAUACGCGUGAUUAAUAAAUCGGACGACCGCGAAGCGGGAGUCUGAUUUGUUAAUCACGAUUAUGAUUACUGACAGAAUUGGACGCCAAGAAGUCCUGUUACCAAUUAAUCAUAACCAUUUCAAUUUCCAAAAAAACAAAUACACCUAGAACAAAUAUCUCCAGUGGAGACAAUGUCUUAAGUUAAAAAUUCCUCCAUUUUGGAAAUUCUCCGGUUUUUCUCUGGAUAAGUGGUUGUUGCUACGGUUAUUUUGAUCAUUUCUGUGAUUGGUGAAUUAGCUGAGUGAACUUAGUAUGAUUGGCUGUUUCAACUGUCCGAUUACUGCCAACUGUCCGAUUACACUGUCUGAUUACAAAUUUACGGAAUGAUUAAUGAAAAAAUGAAGCUGCGAAUGCACCAAGACUUUUUGAAGAAUUUGUAAUGGUUCUGAUUAAUAACGGUAAUAGGACCGAGAGGAGUCCAUUUCGGUCUGUAAUCAUACGAGUGAUUACAAAAUCGGACAACUGAUAAGCGGAGGGCCCGAUUUGUUAAUCACUCGCAUGAUUACAAACCGGAAUGGACUUCAUUCGGUCUUAUUACCGUUAUUUAUUUGUGUCUAGACUAAAACUUCCACAACAUUCGAUGGUUCUGUAACUAGCUCUUAUUAGUACUAAUGAAAUCCAAAUUAGCACCGCGAAGUCCUUUCACCAAUUAAUCAUAACCAUUAAAAUUACAUUGUCUUAAGUGUAAAAUUCCUCCAAUUUUGGAAAUUCCCCAGUUUUGUAGGGUAAGUGGUUGUUGCUAUGGUUAUUGUUGUAAAAAAUCCAUUUACGUAAAAAGAGGCUAGAAUCCCAACUCCCUAGAAAAUAUGUAUCAAACUUGUUAAAUGAACCACAACAUUUGGCUGAAAUAAAAACUCCGAAACUUCUUAAAAUUCCAAACAAAGGAGUAACAAAUUUAAGCGGACGAAAGCUCAAAAACAACCCAAACUCCGCGAAAACAAACUAAAAAGUACGCGAAAAAUGUCCACGUCAGUUUUUCAAUGUCAAAGUUAGAGUUCUUUGUUGUGAUUGGCUAAUUUGUGAAAUCACGCGCGCCGCAAGUGAAUACAAAAAGAAUACAAAGGGGGGAGAGGAAGAGAAAAGUUGUUACUUAAAAUUUAAAACGAAAGAGAUUUUCUACAAUUGUAAUCAAUUCUGUGAUUGGUGUAUUUAGCCAAGUGGACUUAGUAGGUUCAAAUGCCUUAUAACCCUCAAUAAGUUCUCAGACACUCGCCACUUCUAAGACCCAAUUUCUUUCACACCUGCAGUUUAUAUAUUCGCGUAAAUCACUUUUUGAAGGAAAAGAUCAAGUUAAAACCCCUUCGAUAAAAACUUUGUUGUCGCCCAUCAUGAUGCUGAUUGCUAUAACGACCAGAUUCGAAAAGCGCUUGAUCAACACUGGUUUUCAGACCUUUUUCUGUGAUGUCAUCAGCAACUUUGAAUUGCUAUGUAUUUUCAAUCCCUAACUCUUGUUCACGGCGAACCGUUCCCCGAUCCCCUUCCCCUUUCUCGGUGUUUUCUUCAAAUCAAGUCGUACCGCCAUCCCAAGCAAAAAACCAUUAAAUUCGUGCUCUGAAACUUCUGUACUUCUUUUGUUUUCUUAUGAGGAAGUCUCCCUUCUUGAACAAGAUGCUGUUGAACUGAUGAAAAUACCUUGUGUUUUAAAGAUUCGUUAAAGAGAAUGGGAAACAAGAACCAAAAUGAAAGAAAACUAGAAAGAAAUAUAAGCAAUAUUGAUGUUUGAAUGACCUGGUGGGCGCUAUUUCGAUCAGAUCACCUAAUACGGUUGCAAUCGUGAAACACAAGCUCUUUAGUUCGCAGGAGUCUAAAGAUAAUGCGGACAAAUGUAACAACCGUUGUUACUACAGCGGUAACUGCUUAGGCUCCUUUGGAGCCGCUAUGAUUUCGUGCCGAUCACAAGCGCUGUUCGUUUAGCGUUUUCAUCCAGGUAAUCCUCCCGUCAUCCGCUUAGGCGGACUUAGUUAUCAUCUAAGAUUUCGUAACAAUUGAAUCACUUCUAAUGCCCUUACAGCCUGAGCUAUUUUGCGAGACUUUAAUAUUUAUUCGAUAUAUUGAUAUUUUUUCACAAAGACAAUCACUACUCUUUUUCCUUCAAUUAUUUUCUAGAUAUUCGCAGAGUUCUCUCAUACUAGUUACUAUCUUUCCUUUGUUGCUUUCCCUCAAUCUUUUAUCUAAGAUCUCACUGAAAUUCAAAGGUUUAAAACCGUCUAUGUCCAACGCGUGCAACUCUUGUUGCGCGAACAUUUCAUCCUCUUCAGACAUACUCCCUCCGCGCAGAUACAGCCUGCUCCUCAUGAACUUUUCCAUUUCGCUUUGUCUUUCUGAAUUUUCAGCCUCUUUUUCGAUUUUUCCUUGGUGCUUGACGGAGAAUUCAGGCUCCUUCCCCUUGUGUUUGCCAUCACAAGAACGUAACAGAUUGGCCUUGCCUUUAUAACGGCAAUAUUUCUCUUUCUGUUCCUCUAUCUCUGUCAUCUUAACUUUUGUCUGCUUACUGAACAGUUUCACGUCUUCCAUCAUAUGUUACCACCAGUACCAAGCUACGAACAAGGUGCAUCCAAGCCAUCCGUGGGCUCCGCAAUUUGUACUCAUGUGUUGCUUCGAGACGUGCGCAAUGAUUGCGUGUAGGACUGCUUGUGAGCCAUUUCUAUUAAUUGGUGUCUCCAAACUGACGUCUCCAGUUAAAAUUAUCGUUAAAUAGGAUUGUGACGCAUGUUGUUCGUGGAACACCAACCCUUUUCUUUAGUGUCAAGAUUAUAGGGUAGCUACAGUGACCUAAACUGCUAAUUAUAACUUAGAAGAUCACGACGCAUUUCGAUGAUGAAUUUUAAGUAUCUUGUUUAUUGCUUUUCGUUAUUGGCCCGGUGAUGAUAAAAAUUUGAUGUUGUGUUUCUGAGCAAUUUUUAACUGAUUGUUCAACGUAGUGUAGGGCUUCUUUUGCCUUUGCUUUACUUCGCUCUGUGGUUGGGCUAGCGUUUUUUUUUUUUUUUUUUACUUGAGCAUUAUUUAGAGUACUCUUUCACACCUUACACUAUAACAUCAGUAUCCAUAUUCUCUGCACUCUUCUUUAUACAUUUCCUUUCAUACUGAAAGGAGAAUUCGUUUAACAAUCAAAGCUUCUUAAGUUAGCCAUCAUUUUCUUUACUCUUAUGAUCGUAAUGAAUGACCAGGAGUAUUACUGUAAGGAGAAACUAGAUGCUGGUCACCCUAAGGAUUUGAUGGGUAAAUAAUAACUGUUUUCUUUUAGUUUGCGAAGUUGUUUUGAUACCGUCGCCUCUGAUUUCUACUUUCACAAAAAUGGGCAUUGCUGAUUUGGUUAAGCUUAGGAAUUAGCGCCGAAUAUUAUAAAUAACUGGCUGAGGUUUGAUUAAAAUUGUUUUGAAAUUAAUGGAUGGGGGUAAAUUUCUAAAGAAACUGUGGUGCUGCGUCGUUGGGAGAAUAUGAUAGGGUAAUUUAGUGUUAUCAACUGAGCUGAUAACGUAAAUUGGCUACCGUAUAGAGGUUAAAGGCUGACGUUUCGAGCGUUCGCCCUUCGUCAGAGCGACGAAGGGCUCUGACGAAGGGCUAACCCUCGAAACGUCAGCCUUUAAACUCUGUACGGUGGCCAAUUUACGUUGAUAACACUUAAUUAUCCUGUUUUUAAUUUUACUAAAAUUGUUUUGAAAUUAAUGGAUGGGGGUAAAUUUCUAAAGAAACUGUGGUGCUGCGUCGUUGGGAGAAUAUGAUAGGGUAAUUUAGUGUUAUCAACUGAGCUGAUAACGUAAAUUGGCUACCGUAUAGAGGUUAAAGGCUGACGUUUCGAGCGUUCGCCCUUCGUCAGAGCGACGAAGGGCUCUGACGAAGGGCUAACCCUCGAAACGUCAGCCUUUAAACUCUGUACGGUCGUCAAUUUACGUUGAUAACACUUAAUUAUCCUGUUUUUAAUUUACUUUAUGACGCGUGACGCGUUAUACCGAUACAUCUUAAUCGUAUUACUUACUGUUAUUUAUUGAUUUUGGAGCAAAUUUAUUUAUUCAUUUAGUUAUUUUUUAUCGUGAGGUUGUUUUGAAAGUGCCCCUGAUGAUGCAUACAGUUAAUUUAGCUUACUUCCUUUACAGUUAUUGCUGAUUGGGUUAAAUCAUCACUGAUUAGCGCCAUGUUACUGAUUGGGUGGAACGUGGCAUGUUGUUUUGAAAAUACGCACGUUUUACGGAUACCUUUCAAUUUUCUUAAUUACUCUUAUUGAUUAUGGAGGAAAUUAAAUGUUGUUUUGUUAUUCUUUAUGGCUGUUUUGAAGUUGAUGACGCGCAUAACGAAGCUUAAUCAAUAAUCAUUUAACUAUUACUAAUUACCGUGACUUUAGCCGCCGCUAAUUGAGUUUCAAUACCGGUAUAUUUGCAUCUCUGAUACGUGCCUUACUUCCCAGAAUUCAAGCGGCGUUGGGUUAUUUUACCAAGGAUUUCGCGCAAUUCGCACGACGGAUAUCAUAGGGGAAAAAGUUGUUCUUGGUCUAUUUCAGACGUCAACUGUUAUAAAUUACACUGAAAAAAAAAAGGUCGAUGGUGCUUGUAAUUCCGCAGUACAUUGAUUUUUCUUGAGAAAAGAAACCUGCUCCAACUUCAGAGUCAAUUGAAUGCGACACUAAAACCAACAACAUACGUUUUUUUUUUCUUUGAGUUUUCUUUGGUUCCUAAUGAUAUUUCCUCUGUUUUUAUUACUUGAUUUUAGUUUUACGACAUGCAAUCGAAAAACGCUCUAUGCUAAAGAACGAAAUUUACUACGAGAUUGCAAGAAACAAACAAAGAAAUAACACGGAGUGUUGGUUGCCUAUUGCUGGUGUUUUUUCUUGCCCCUCAGGGGCUGGGAAAAACAUUACACAACUCGCAAAGUGCCCGCACGUAUUAUAUGUUAAACAAUCGAACGAGGUGUCUUUAUUAUUCUGAAAAUGUGACGCACAUCACUAAUUAGAUCUCAUUACUGGUAAUUAGUGUUACCUGAUUAACCUUACUUGUUUUUAUGUUUUGGAAAUUAGCACAAACAUUUAACUUUUCCAAGGCUGUACUAUUUUGAUUAUGAAAAUUUGUGAUUAAAUUACGUCACUGUUGUCUUCUAAUCACUAAUUAGAUCACUAAUUAGAUCUCAUUACUGGUAAUUAGUGUUACCUGAUUAACCUUGCUAGUUUUUAUGUUUUGGAAAUUACCACAAACAUUUAACUUUUCCAAGGCUGUACUAUUUUGAUUAUGAAAAUUUGUGAUUAAACUACGUUACUGUUGUCUUCUUUUACAGUUUGCCAGGAAAAAAGCAGCGGAAUUAGAAGAUUUUCAAGGCAGCACGGCGUCCUUGGGUGAUGGAGUUUUAGGUAAGAAGAUAUAUUCGAUUUUGUGGCAUUUCUUCGAAGAGGUCCGAAAGAGAUACUGUUUUUCAGUGAAAGGGGCUAGAUCAUGACUUACGCUUGCGCAGUGAGAAAGGAGAAAACACUAGCAACAACGGGCUGUUGACAGUCUUUGCCGUCUCGUUUCAUACAAUCUAGUAAACCAUUAAAGCGAGAAUUGUCUAAUUGUUGAAAUGCAGUUUCCUCGAAUAAUUCUCGACAGUACGUGACCAAAACACCUUGUGAUUCUCGGCUAUUACAACGACGUGCUCCACUCCAGGGAAAAAUAGCGAUUUGGCCCAAUCUGGAAUGACUCAGCGCAAGCUCACAGAGUGAUCUAGCCCCUGUAGAGGAUGGGUUGUAGUCCAACUCAAUCCAUUCCGUACCCUAACGGAUGAUGUUUAACAACCAUGCAUUGUUAGAUUCCAAGCUCGAUAAAAGUGGAUUUAGAUGAAACAAGAAAAUUUGUAUUUGCUAUAUGUUUCACUUUUUUAAAACAUUUUGCAUAAUUUAAAUUCUGAGGAAUUUAAUAGCAAUCACUUAAAUACGUUUUGGGAUGGGAAAUUUCUAGUAACAGCAUUGACAAUGAGAUUGCCGAUCCAAGUUAUUUUCAGAACCCAUGUCACGUAUGAAUUGAGAUACGACCAAGCACGUCAACUAGUUCUUAGCAGCUCAGUUGCUAAAGUAUUAAGACACGAAGUCGAAGGUUUAGAUUUUCGCGAGGCUUUCCAACACUUUUCCCAUGCUUGUGUCGAUUGCUUUUUGCAUCUUCCAUCAAUUUUUCUACCAGCUAGAUCCUGUGAAAGAGAACUUGAACUAGGAACUGAAUUUUAGCCGUCUGGUUUUUCUUUUUUCAAUGAAUACUACCCAUUUUAACGGAAGUGAAUUCGUUAACUAUGUAACUUACUGCUGACUUUUGCCAGAGUCUUUACUGCUAAUUUAUAAUCGUGUUUCAUGGCGGAUUUAUUUCAGACUCUGAUACAGGCACAUCGCCAGCCAAGAGACGGCGCAUGGUGAAGCAGGUGGGUACAAGAAAAUGGUUAUCUUGUCCUUCUACUAAUGUUGCAGGCGUUCGGUUAAACGGAGGGAAAAAGUGAGGGAGGUCUGGGUCGGGUCGGGUCGGGUAUAGAACGCCUGUAAAACUUUGAACCAAAGGCUGAUUCGGUGUACCAGCUUUUUUAUACUGAGAGGCUACUCCUCUAACGAGGCAUGUCACUGCAUCUUCCAGUCUAGUAAAGCAAUUUUCAAGUAAGUGUGGAAACUUAUCGUGAAUAAUAUUGUUCAUCUUACUUCGCUCUGCGAUGGUUCUAUAGGACUCUAGACAGUCUCUCAACCAAUCAGAUACAGCAUUAAACAAAUCGUUUUUUAGACACUCGCACUGACCUGCGAUUCAGGCCGUUUGCCAGUUUAUCUUUGGGAUUCUCGUUGACUCCUUUUUUAAUUUUUUUAAUUAAAAAUCAGCCGUUAGAUUACCAUGAUUUUGGUUUAUGACACUCAGAUGGUUAAUCGAAAUGCGCCCAUAACAGCGUGGUAGAGUGGGUUUUGUGAUAUAAGACAUAGAUCUCUGUUGUGCUUUUAAUUCGUGACGCACCUAGGUACUUAAAAGAUAGUUUCCGAUUUCCAAUAUAUCAUCUCGUGUGAUAAUUCAUCUUUUAAAUGUAUCUUUAUUGGUCACGAUGAGCCAUUUUGCUUUCUUUUUGUCUGUUUCCAAGGAUGGCGAAGAAAUAAUCAAAGAUUUCCUCAGUCAAGUUGCCAAGUUGCCAGUUGAGUCUAUGACAGAAGAGAAAACCUCACAAGAGGUAGCGAGAUUAAAGGAACAAGUAUUGGCCAGAAAUAAUCCUUACAUUCAAGAACUCCUUGCCAAAUAG
Molecule: messenger RNA, 25279 nt
Organism: Pocillopora meandrina
Lineage: Eukaryota; Metazoa; Cnidaria; Anthozoa; Scleractinia; Pocilloporidae
Source: the annotation of a GenBank genome assembly